Neodiprion virginianus is the source of this 3085-nucleotide messenger RNA. RefSeq names its product mitochondrial-processing peptidase subunit alpha. The transcript is spliced from 11 exons. The record is from RefSeq and is a predicted model, not a curated record. The coding region runs from base 124 to 1767 and encodes 547 amino acids. Gene Ontology annotation, cellular component: mitochondrion. Gene Ontology annotation, molecular function: metalloendopeptidase activity; metal ion binding. Lineage: Eukaryota; Metazoa; Arthropoda; Insecta; Hymenoptera; Diprionidae.
CGAAUCGUAUGAAUGAAAUUUCGUUCCGCAGUCCCAAAUUGAACAGGAUUUACUAGUACCUGAAACGGCUGAGACGAAAUGAAUAAAUAUUGAAGAAUUUGUAUCACAUAUAUAGCAAAGAAAAUGAUGACAAGAAUACCACAAACCCAAAUGACGACAGUCAUUAAAAAUAGUUGUUGCAGUUCUGUCCACGUGAAAAAUCUGAACUUCUGGCAAAGAUGCAAGUCCUUCUCGGAUUUGAAAUCAACGGUCAACGUUCCGUCUACUGCCGUUGUCACCCCAUUUCCACCCCUGACCGACCCAGUACCUGAUCUUCCCACACCUAUAUACUCGACAGCUAAAGAGGAGCAUCAAAUGACGCAGAUCACCGUGCUGCCAAAUGGCCUGAAAGUUGCAUCAGAAAAUCGUUUUGGUCAAUUUUGUACAGUUGGAGUCCUCAUCGACUCAGGGCCAAGAUAUGAGGUUGCCUACCCCAGUGGGAUUUCUCAUUUUUUGGAAAAACUAGCAUUCAAUUCGACCAGAACAUUUGAAAGCAAGGACAAGAUAAUGCUGAAAUUAGAGAAACACGGAGGUAUUUGCGACUGCCAAGCGUCGAGAGACACCUUUGUGUAUGCAGCUUCGGCUGAACGAAACGGUCUUCGAACAGUCACACAGAUUCUUGGGGAAAUUGUUCUCAGGCCACAAAUCACAGAGGAAGAGUUAGGCUUAGCCAGACAGACGAUCGAGUUUGAAUUGGAAUCACUCUCUAAUAGGCCGGAGCAAGAACCACUCCUGAUGGAUUUGAUCCAUGCUGCGGCGUAUAGAGACAAUACUCUUGGAUUACCAAAGAUCUGUCCAGAGGGAAACAUAAGUAAAAUUGACCGAAAUAUUCUAUUCACAUAUUUGAAGAAUCAUUAUACACCAAGUAGAAUGGUGGUUGCCGGUGUUGGUAUUGAACACAAAGCUCUAGUCGAUGCGGUUCAAGAAUUCUUUGUCACGGAGAAGCCCAUUUGGAAGCAAAAUACCGAUUUAGUUUUGCCUGAGAGGGGUUCAAACUUUGUGGAUAAAUCCAUUGCCCAAUACACGGGAGGAUUUAUUCUGGAAGAAUGCAAUGUUCCCGUCUAUGCAGGUCCCAGUGGAUUACCGGAAUUAUCUCAUAUUGUUGUUGCUCUAGAAGGCUGCUCUCAUCAAGAUCCGGAUUUCAUAGCAAUGUGUGUUUUGAAUAUGAUGAUGGGUGGCGGUGGAAGUUUCAGUGCUGGUGGUCCCGGAAAAGGAAUGUACACCAGAUUGUACACCAACGUUCUCAACAGGUACCAUUGGCUCUACAGUGCAACGGCAUACAAUCAUGCUUAUUCCGAUACAGGAUUAUUUUGCAUACACGCAUCUUCAACACCGACGCAUGUCAGGGAAAUGGUCGAAGUGGUAGUGCACGAAUUUGUGGCCAUGGCUGGUCCAAUUAGCGAAAGUGAACUAGCUAGAGCCAAAAAACAGCUUCAGUCUAUGCUGCUAAUGAACUUGGAGCAGCGUCCCGUUGUUUUUGAAGACAUCGGUCGACAAGUCUUAGCUACAGGAUCUAGAAAACGACCAGAGUAUUUCAUUCAAGCAAUUGAAGAAAUUAAUAAAGAAGACAUAAACAGAGUCGCACGUCGAUUACUGAGGUCACCACCUAGUGUUGUGGCACGUGGCGAAGUAAGCAAUGUCCCAUCUAUCUCCGAUAUUCAAGCUGGCCUACUAGACAGUCAGGGACGCUUACCUGGUUCCCGAAACCGGUUAUCUCUUUUUCGUUAAGAACUUGAUAAAUAAGAAUUUUCAACCAUUUCGCCAUUGAACGAAGAGAUGAAGUUAAGGAUCUAUAAAACGAAACAACUUUCGCCUGUUUCCGAUAUUGAAAAGACAGCGAGAAAAUUACUGUUUUAGUAUACUUAUAGUUUACAAAAAAACCACCUGUACAUUAUUAUACAACAAUUGUAGUUUUUAGUUAAUUGUGAUAACACCUUGUAAUUUUUUUCAUCUAGCUUCCAAAGUCUCGCCUAAAAAUUACUCCGAUUUCAUUAUCACCCAUUUGGAAGAUACUAUUGAAAUUGUUGUAGUUUCAAGUCAUCGGCCGAACUUGCGUAUUUGAAAGAAUAAAAUAAUUUUUCAAGUUCAUCGGUACUGCGAUGUGAGUUAAAGAAAAAAAAUACAGGACCAGACGUACUAAAAAAUACAACGCGGAAUUCCAUGCACGUUAGUGAAAUGUUUAGGGCAAAACUUGCAGGGCUUUUUUAACUAUAGUUUUUUCCAAUUGUUUCACGGUUAUCCAAUUUCAUUUCUUCCAGCAAGUAUUUGAAUCCAAGUCUCUUAGUAUCCGUCAGCAAGCACAUUUGUAAUCGUAAAUCCGCGUAUAUUCUGUGAUUUCCCAAAAUGGCUUGGUUGUAAUUCUAAAAUAAAAAAUUCUUUGAUAUUACAACGUAACGCAAUAUUAAGGGUAAGAUAAUCGUUCAGGACAUCGUAUUCGUAAUAAUUUAUACCAGUAUUUCAUUUUCCAAAUAGACUUGUAUUUCGUAUGGCAUCAAGUGGGAUAUCUUGUGAAAAAUUUUAUAAUACUUCUGCAGUAUUGGCUUAACAUAUUCCAGCCGUUUCUUUUCAAUAUUGAGGAGGUUAUCAUAAAAGUUACUGACGAGUUGCUUUUCGUCGCUUAUAAGCGUACUAACUUUCUCCCAGGCUAAAUCGAAAUCCUCUGAGCGCAAAUCUGAAAGCUAAUUAGAUACAGAUAUUUGAAUUUCAAAUUAAAAAAUUACCGCUAAUGAAAAAAUAUGUCAAGAAGUACAUUUAUUUGUCGCAGUUUAUCUCUUGUUUCGUUAAUUUUCUCGUGGAUUCCGUUGAUCUCAAUUUUUAUGCUAAUGCUGAGAUCUUUCAAUUCCUCACCGCAAGCGGCGUAGCUUUUUGCCAAUUCUUCACCCAUACUCUUCACCGCGUUGUUGUGAUCAGAUUUUCUUUUUCUCAGAAGUCUAUCAAUAGCGGCUGAUGGCUUAGAAAUACCGACUAGAGGAUUGUUUCAUUUGUACUAUAGAAAUAACAUCCUAAUGUCAACAAAUAUAUGUAAGUAAAAUUCGUUUACCAAAAA